GCCCACGUCCCAUUUCUACAUUGCCAAACCACCAUUCUGUCAACUGUUUCCAACAGCCACAAUGGGUUAUCCGCAUUGUACGACUCCAAAGAAGGCCAAGGUCGAGGGCGCGGUUGAGUUCCUUGAGGCCAAUAAAAUCCCGCACUUUAAAAGCGAUGUUUUCAAGCAAUUUGGAGUCACCCAUCCAACUGGCUGGCGUUAUCUGCGCGAGGCCGAAAGUUACGGCAGUCGUACCUACCAUUCUGCUUUUCCGGACCGCCGAGGCCGUAAAUCGAAGACUUCAGACCGAGAUCUAGCAACGAUAGAAUGCUUCAUUGAGUCUAACGACUUCGAUGGACGUACUGUGCCUUACGCCGCCCUCCCUGCCGCUGCUGGGCUCGACCUCGAUGUUUCUGCGCGAACCGUACGCCGAGCCGUCGGCUCCCUCGACUUCCGCUUCUACGUGGCAUACCAGAAGCACUAGGCCUCGCAGCGCCUAAAAGAACGCCAGGCAGAGUAUAGCCGCGUUAUGCUAGAAAAGAAAAAGAAGACUGGCGGCACAUCAGAUUCUCCGAUGAAUGCCAUUUUGGCUGGGGUCCCGAGGGUAGAAUCUACGUCCUUCGAAGACCGUAAGAGCGCUGUUGCCCUGACUGUCUUGUUGAGCGUAGAACUCCCGAUGAAAAAGACCUCAAACGUGUACACUGUUGGGCAGCCGUUGGAUACGACUUCAAGUCGCCACUCGUAUGGUAUGACAGUGGGAACGACUACGGGAAGAUGACCUUGCAGCAA
Messenger RNA from Parathielavia appendiculata, 768 nucleotides. RefSeq lists its product as uncharacterized. Lineage: Eukaryota; Fungi; Ascomycota; Sordariomycetes; Sordariales; Chaetomiaceae. The transcript has a single exon. The record is from RefSeq and is a predicted model, not a curated record. Bases 62 to 463 code for a protein of 133 amino acids.